CACACACACACUGAGUCACAGGAGGGUGCUGUAUCCAACAAAAUCUGAGAACAUUAAGUUCAUUCAGACAACUCUAAGGCAACCAUAUGGGCUUAUAACAUCAGGAUCUUUCUAUUAGAGAACCGUGACAACACUGAUAAUAAUCCUUCAGAAGAACAUGUUGCUGCUGAAUAAGUUCCCUGCAUGGCUUUCUGCAUUCGCUUUGCUUUUGCUGACUCAAGAGCCUGUCUCUACGUCAGAGGUCACAGCCUGUGGAGUUACGGUGGAUCCCCCUGCCAAUAUUGAGAUAACAGACCCUGGCUUCCUGGGGUACCUCAGUAUCCACUGGACUCAGCCAGCCAGCCUUCAGAACCUUACAGGCUGCACAGUACGAUACCAACUCAGAUACUAUGACACCUAUGAGGAACGAUGGAGGAGUGUUCGAACUGUCAAGCUGACUUAUGCUGCUCAGUUUGAUCUUGAGAAACCAGUCAAGGUGAGAAUACUCACUGUGCUGAAGUGUGCCUGUACCAAAGGGACAGAGGUCCAAGGGGAGGAGAAAGAGUGGGUCUACACACCUGAACCUACAGGUGUGGCAGGAUCACGAAUAAGAGAUUUUCACUGUGUUUAUUAUGGGAAGGAGUACAUGGAAUGCACCUGGGAGGCAGGACCUGGCCAACCUCCAGAUUCACAGCACUACCUCUAUUACUGGCACAGGGAAAUGGAUGAAACAAAGGAAUGUCCAGAAUACAUCAUAUCAUCUGAGGGUCGAAGUGGAUGCAGGUUUCCUCGAGAAUCACUCUUGGAGUUCUCGAAGUUUAAUUUAUGUGUAAAUGGAUCCGCUCCAGCAGGAAGUCUGAAAAUGGCCUACUUCUCUAUUGAGGUCCAAAACCAUGUAAAACCCACAGUGGUCUCCUCUGUGCAUGUCUCAGAGACUGAUGGAGAGCUGAAGUUAGAGUGGUCACCACCUAGUGGUCAGGUGCCAGACCACUGCUUGGAAUAUGAGGUGGAGAGCAGCACUACGAUGGAAAAUGGCAAAGAAAAGCAGGAAAAGAUUGUUCUUCAGAAUUUAGAGGACACAUCUUUUGGCAUCCCAAGAAAGGCGGAAAGUCAAAAAACCUGCUUUCGAAUCAGGUCAAAGGUGAACAUGUACUGCGCUGAUGGAGGAUUUUGGAGUGACUGGAGCCAAACAAAGUGUACAGAAGAUAAGGAAACUCAGUACAUCCCAAAAUGGAGAUAUCUCAGUCUGGUGGUCAUUGGCAUUGCUGGAGUCAUCAUCCUCUGUCUUUCAUUAUGGAUAUUAAAGAAGAUGUAACAUAAAAAAGAUCAACAAAAAGGAUGCCCUCUAUACUUUAUACAAGGAGAAGGUCAACAAAACCAUACCCACUAUCCUCAGCCCUAUUUUAAAGUGAUGCUCCCUAAGACCUGUUAUGCUGAAUUAACUUUUAGCAGUUCUAGACUGCAGUAAAAGUAGACUACUCAGACAGAGAAAUAAACAUGAGAAGUGAGACUUCAACAACCUUAAAGUGAUAGCUGAUAGAAUCAGUAGUCUUGUGGAAUAGGUACGGGAGACCUAAAUGAACCACAGCACUAACCCGAAUGUAUGAACCGCUUUGGUUUUCAAGACACUGUACUACUAUGUGAUGUGUUUACGCACAUAUCAUGUGUUACUUAAAGUUACUCAAAGAUUUUUCAAAUGCCAAUGAUCUUGUCAGUUUAGUCAAUUUUUUUUUUCUAAAUGCCAGUGAUCUUGCCAAUGAUUUUUCAAAUGCCAAUCAUCUUGAUAUUUUAGCCAAUGAUUUUUCAAAUGCCAAUCAUCUUUAUAUAUUAGCCAAUGAUUUUUCAGAUUCCAAAGAUCUUAUCAGUUUAGCCUGUUUUUUUUUUUCAAAUGCCAGUUAUCUUCCCAAUGAUUUUUCAAAUGCCAAUCAUCUUUAUUUUAGCCAAUGAUUUUUCAAAUUCCAAUGAUCUUGCCAGUUUAACCAAUGAUUUCUCAAAUGCCAGAGAUCUUGCCAGCAAUUUUUUAAAUGCCAAUCAUCUUGGUAUUUUAGCCAAUGACUUUUUCAAAUGCCAGUGAUCUUGUCAGUUUUAUUUUCCUAUCAGUUUUUUUUUUUGCUGUUUCACUUUGACCUAUGACUUUUCAGUAUUUGAGAUUAUUUUACUGCUGAUUACGUUAUGAAGAAAUCAGGAGUAAAGAGUAUUCAUAAAUUAAGGAAAAAGGUGUUUUUAUAUACAUUAUUAAAAUCAAAUUUUUAAGUUUUUACAACAGAUAAAAUCAUCAAGAAGUCAGUAAAACACCCCCAACCCACAACUACAGUGUGUACAGAUAUGCAGAUACAAAACAUAUUUUCAUUCUUGUUCAAAUACUAAUCAGAACAUCAAAGCCAUUCCUGUUGAUCAUCAUCACUUCCUGUGCUGACUAGGCCUGGUGAGUAUGUAUGGUGACUGGAAUGGUGAUGUUUGGUUGAGUCAUCAUGAUAUCACACAGUACAGCACAAAUGACACUCUAUACCUCCCAAGAAACAGAGUCGCUUUAUUCAGAGAAUUAUCGCUCAUGCAACAAGCAUUAUUGUUUUGACAAUGCUCUACAUUCACGUCAUCAAGCCACAGUUCUGUAAUAGUAAACCUAAUUACUUUCUUUAACUUACCAAUGUAAUAUUGAUGGAUGCUAGUGUGGUAUCCACACCCUGCUUACUUGACUCAACUUGCCUAGACAUAAGAAGUUAUUAAAGGGAUAGUUUUCCGAGAGGUGAAAAUCCUAUCAGCAUUUACUGUAAAAUCAGUCAGCAUGUCUAUAAAAUCUGUAUGUCCUUACUUCUUCUGUAAAACACAACAGAAAAUGUCAAAAAAAUAUCUCGGUGUUGUGUUUUGUUUUCAUGCAAUGAUAUUUUGGACUAUGUUUACUUUCAUACAUGGACAAAAAAGAUGAACGUUUCAUGAAAAUAUCUUAUUUUGUGUUUUGCACUUUUUGUGUUUUGUCAAAAAACUAUUGUUUGCUGGCCAGUGUGUCUUUUUACAUUGUCUAAUUCAUUGAUAGAAUUAUGUAUUUUCAUUCUUGAAUAUUUCAUUUGCACCAGUUGUGAUCUGAGAGUUUGGUAUAAAAAAAAAGAAAAAUAAAUUGAAUGAACGUUUUGUAACACUAAAUUAAACACGAACAGAGUGAAGUAGUAUUUUCUUAUGAAACAGUUGUUUUUCAAAAAAAUUGUUUUACUGUGUACAGCAGUAUAUAAUAACUAACACUUUGUUACAAUAUUUCCAUGUUGAAUUCAAGUUAGGCCACUUAUUGAUACGGUGUCAAAAAUUAUCAAAUUCAUCCUAAUUUUGUAUCAAAGGUUUAAAUUGUGAAAUUGUUUAUAUGUAUAAAUAAAUAAAUAAAUCUUAUACAA
Carassius carassius (crucian carp) is the source of this 3362-nucleotide messenger RNA. Its product is annotated as interleukin-13 receptor subunit alpha-2-like. The coding region runs from base 158 to 1294 and encodes 378 amino acids. NCBI's taxonomy places the organism in Eukaryota, Metazoa, Chordata, Actinopteri, Cypriniformes, Cyprinidae. Gene Ontology annotation, biological process: cytokine-mediated signaling pathway. Gene Ontology annotation, cellular component: external side of plasma membrane. The transcript has 10 exons. The record is from RefSeq and is a predicted model, not a curated record. Gene Ontology annotation, molecular function: cytokine receptor activity; protein binding.